Messenger RNA from Penicillium angulare, 912 nucleotides. RefSeq names its product SDR family NAD(P)-dependent oxidoreductase. Bases 1 to 912 code for a protein of 303 amino acids. The transcript is spliced from 3 exons. Lineage: Eukaryota; Fungi; Ascomycota; Eurotiomycetes; Eurotiales; Aspergillaceae. The record is from RefSeq and is a predicted model, not a curated record.
AUGAUUAGUACAUCAGUAGACUCUAGCAAUCUCUUCCGGGUGGAUGGUAUCGUGGCUGUUGUUACCGGAGGUGGAAGUGGAAUCGGCUUGAUCAUUACUCGAGCUCUGGCUGCGAACGGUGCCCACAAGAUUUACAUCCUAGGUCGUCGAUUUGAAGUUCUUGAAAAGGCCGCCGCUGAAUAUCCCAACAUUGUCAUCGCCCACCAAGCCAAUGUAACCUCUAAGGAUGAUCUCCAGAUAGCCGUAGAUCGAAUCAAGUCAGAGGUAGGCUAUGUCAAUCUGGUUGUCGCCAAUGCUGGUAUGGUUGGAACUCCAAUACAGCUCAACCCGGCGGUCUCUCUGUCUGAUCUGCGCCAAUCGCUGUUUACCGAAUUUUCAAUGGAAGACAUGAACAACACUCUCAAUCUCAACGUCACGGCAGCUUUCUUCACCAUGACUGCUUUCCUUGAAUUACUGGAUGCGGGGACCCAGAACGCCUUGAAGGGCGGGUUCGGUCGACCUUUGAAGGAGGGCAGCGACGUCCCCUCUAUACAGAGCCAAGUAAUCUUCAUGGCCAGUAUUUCGGCCUUCAGUCGUCACUGGUUCUCACCACCACCAUAUAUAGCAAGCAAGACGGCUAUCAUGCAAGUAGCAAAGCAUGCUAGUACACAGUUAGCUAGAUUUGGCAUUCGUGUUAACGCCAUUGCUCCUGGGCUAUAUCCUUCGAAACUGACAUCGUGUUUGAUCUCCACUCGUAAGCCCGAAGAAGAACCUUCAAAUGACGAUCGUUUCGUUCCAGCACGUCGUUUUGGAGGGGACGAGGAAAUGGCAGGUGCUAUUCUUUACAUGGCAAGUCGGGCUGGUAGCUUUACAAAUGGAUCGGUCCUCACUACUGAUGGUGGCCGCUUGUCUGUCAUGGCUGGUUCAUAUUGA